Molecule: messenger RNA, 7626 nt
Organism: Scleropages formosus (Asian bonytongue)
Lineage: Eukaryota; Metazoa; Chordata; Actinopteri; Osteoglossiformes; Osteoglossidae
Gene: akap6
Product: A kinase (PRKA) anchor protein 6
Exons: 15
Coding region: 124-6687 (2187 amino acids)
Source: RefSeq, a predicted model, not a curated record
CUCCGGACUGAUGCAAGCAAGCAGACCCUGCAGACGGCCAGAGAUCCACCCAGGAAGGAAAAUGGAGUAGCGAGGGGACAUGCUGAACCAGAAGGCCCUGCAUCGCGGAUCUAGGACUUCACCAUGAGCGUUAUUGUUUCCCCGAUGGCCAGCGAGGCCACCUCACCUAUGAUCACCUCCGUCACCCCUACCCUGGAUCCCAGCUCCAAAGAGGACCAAGUUGAUCUAGGAGAGGGCAAAGAAGGAGACAGGGCAGCGUGGGAACGGGAUCCCACCCAGUGCCACCAGAAGCCCCCACCCCUGCAUACAGGUGCUGACUGGAAGGUGGUGCUCCACUUGCCAGAGAUCGAGAUGUGGCUGCGCGGGACGACAGAGCGGGUGCGGGAACUCACCCACUCUGUCCACCAGGACUCCCUCAACAAGCACGUUGAUGUACACCUAGUGCAGCUCAAGGACAUCUGCGAGGACAUCUCAGACCAUGUGGAGCAGAUCCACGCCCUGCUGGAGACAGAAUUCUCCCUCAAGCUGCUUUCCUACUCGGUGAACAUCAUUGUGGACAUCCGCUCGGUGCAGCUGCUGUGGCACCAGCUCCGCGUCUCCGUCCUCGUGCUCAAGGAACGUCUUCUGCAGGGUCUCCAGGACUCCAAUGGGAACUACACACGACAGACCAACAUCCUGCAGGCGUUCUCCCAGGACCACGACGAGGCUCGGCUGGGCACCCUCACUGAAGUAGACGAUUCAGGCCAACUGACCAUCAAAUGCAGCCAGGACUACUUCUCUCUGGACUGUGGCAUCACUGCAUUUGAGCUGAGUGACUACAGUCCUGGUGAGGAGCCAGAGGGCCACAGCCAGGGCCUCGAGGCCCAGCACCGCUACGAGGAGCUGGAGCCAAACUUCCCCGAGCUCAUCCAGAGUGUGGGUCUGCUAACAGUUGCAGCCAAGCACUUGUCCUCCCAACACAGUCAGGAGGCAACUGUAAAGGAGGAUCCCGGCAUUAUAGGGAUCCAAACGGUUCCUGAGCCAACCUCCAAAGACCACCCAGGCAAAAUACCCGUGGAGGAUUCUCCCUCCUCAUCUUCAUCGCACAACAAGACUCUCCAUCCUGAGAGUGCUUCUGCAAAAAGACCGAUCCAGCACUGCAUGAACUACAACAAGGUGUCCCCUACUCAGCUGUCUCCAGCUAAAAAGUGUAUGUAUCCCGAAGACUUGUCUUGGGACAACAAAGCAUCCCUACUCAAACAAGCCCCACAGAUCCCUUUGCUCCAGUUCCAGGUCAACAUGAGUCGUAGCACCCCGUCCCUCCUGGACCUUCCGGACCGAUCAAAGUUCUGGCUGGAUCUCACUUCCGUGUAUCCGAAUGCCGUCAGCCAGUCUUAUGAGAGCCUACAGGUCAUGAACGGCAGGGAUGAGCAGGCCAGUAGAGAGGUCCCCUCUCGCUCCUCCUUACAUAGGAGGUCUUCAGAGUCUGGCCAGGCCAAUGACCGCCUAGCCUUUCUCCCAUCCAGCUCCAGCCCCCAGGGAAGGUGCACGACUGAACCCAAACAGAAGGAUAACGGAUUGACGAUAAACUCUGUGAAUUCAGAAACUUGUGACGAUGUAUCCAAACCUGAACCAAAGCCACAGAGCCCUGACACUUCCUCCUGUGCCCUGGCCUCGCAGAUUGUUCCUGAUCAGAAUGCCCCACUGUCUCCUGGUGCCAGUCUGAACGAAGAGCAGUGGUUUGGCUCCGACGAAUACUUAGCAUUGCCCUCCCAGCUGAAAAAGACAGAGAUGCUGGCCAUGAAGCUUGAGUCCCUCGCCAAGGCCCUGCCCCAGAGGCCCGCAGAGGAGACCAUCCAGGAUGUGGACGACUGGGAACUCUCUGACUUGCACUCUGAAUGGGACAGUGAGCAGCCCCUGCAGACUGGCCGCAGGUGUGACAGAGCCUUCCCUCCCCGUUUCUCACCCACAUCAUCCAGCGAGAUCGCUCCCUCUCUUGACGAAAGCAUCGAGUCAGGCCCUAUCAGUGAGCUUUUGUCAGAGGACGAGGCGUACUGGAACGCUGGCGAGUCCCGCAGGACGGACAGACCUUCCUGGCUGAGUAGGAGCCCUGCGACCGAAGGUGAGGCCGGUCCACACAAGACUCUGAUCCAGCAGCUGUUGGAGGACAUCCAGCACCAGGAAAACGACAGAGAGAUAUGGAGAAAGAUUGAGAACUUUGUUAACAAGCUCGACAAGUUCAUCUGCUGGCUGCAAGAAGCCCUGGAGACCACUGAGAACUGGACACCCCCGAAAGCAGAGGCGGACAGCCUCAAACUGUACCUGGAGACGCACCUGAGCUUCAAGCUGAGCGUCGACAGCCACUGUUCCCUCAAAGAUGCCGUGCUGGACGAGGGGAGGCAGCUGCUGCAAGUCAUCAUCUCCCACAAAUCAGGCCUCAGGGACACGCUGCAGAUGAUCGAGCACCAGUGGCAGGAGCUGCAGCGACACGUCCGACGGCAACACAGCUGGAUCCUGUGCGCCCUGGACGCCAUCAAAGCCCAGAUCAUGACCGGCGAGGCGUGGCGUGUGGCGCCCAGCCCCAAGGGAGAGGUCCAGCAAAGCCACUGUGAGGCCCAGCAGGAUGUGCUGGACCAGAUGUACCUAAAGCUCAACAGUCAGCAAUACAGCACUGGCUCCAAAAGAAGGAAGGAGUUUGCCCAGAUGUCAAAGGUGAACACCAUUGGAAGCAACAGCCUUGUGGACUUUGAAUCCGAGUACCAGGAGCUGUGGGAUUGGCUGCUGGACAUGGAAUCCAUCGUGAUGGACAGCCACGAGCUCAUGAUGUCGGAGGAGCAGCGGCAGCACCUUAACAAGGGCAACAGCAUUGAAAUGGACACCUGGGCACCCAAGAAAAGCCAACUGCUGGCCCGAGCAGAGUCGCUGCGGCAGAGCGGCGCCGAGCUGCCGGCUGACUUCGAGGAGCGAGCGAGCGCGCUCGUACAGAAGUGGGAUCGGCUGCAGAGGACCCUGGGGGAGCUCGUGGGGGCCUCAAACCCCAGCAGCCCUAUCCAGGAGCCCCGGGGCCUGCUCUCCCCAGAGACCAGCAGCAUGCUGAGACAGCUGGAGAGCCGUAUCAAGGAGCUGAGGGGCUGGCUGCGUGACACGGAGCUCUUCAUCUUUAAUUCCUGUCUGCGGCAUGACCAUGAGCACGACCCACAAGCUGGCAAGGAGCUGCAGUACUUUAAGUCUCUAUGCUCAGAGGUGCGAGAGAGGCACAGGGGCAUGGCCUCUGUCCUGAGGCUGUGCCAGAAGCUGCUGGAGGAGCAGGAACGAGCCGGACCCGACUCGGAGCACCAGGCCCUGCAGCUGCUCACCGUGAACCUGGAACGUCGGUGGGAGGCCAUCGUCAUGCAGGCGCUGCAGUGGCAAACCCGCCUGCAGAAGGCCCUGGGGACAGAGCAGGUUCCUGGGAAUAUCAUUGAACCUGCAUUUAUGGACCUCCAUGCACCAGUUGAAGACUCCUGGGAAUGGGAUGAUAUGGACAUCAGUAAUGACCUGAUUAGUCUCAAUGCAAAGUUAUGUGAGCUUGAUAAAAAACAAUGCCAAAUGCCCAAGUUGACCUUGGAAUCCCCAGGAAAUAGUUCUCAGGUCUUAGAUCCAAAUCAAAGUCAUCCUCAAAGAGACAUUCAGUCCCAAGGUAUAAAUUUGGACUCUCAGGCCUCCCAUUCAAACAUCUAUCAAGUAUACAGUCUGCAUCACAUAGACCUGUACAACCGCCCUGAAGACACCUUCCGAAAUAAGACUAAUGUCACCGCAAAACACCUGCUGAUGAAGAGCUUAAGCAAAGACUCCUCAUUCUCUUCAGCUGAAUCUAUACCAGACCUUUUAGGAGGAAUCCUCUGCAAAAAACAAGAGCAAUGUAGUUUCUGUGGGGAUUCGGCCAGGCGAUCCGGGAGUGAGAGUGGCAUCAUGAGUGAAGGGGACACUGAGACCACAACCAACUCUGAGAUCUGUGUACUCAGUCAGGUAGAGGAUGCUGGAGGCAACCUCCCUAUGAUACCUGCCAGAAGUGGGUUCUCACCCAACAGUGGUCUAGUGUGUGAUGACGAUGAUGCCAACUGUAUUUUUGAUGAAGAGUGCAAAACAGCUUUUUUGAUUGGUCACCAAAAUUCUGAGCCAGCAAAGAAAAAGAGAGAUGAAUCUGUGGAAAGAAAUAGGAAGCACAGGAGAGACCUAAUGGAGAUCACUCCCAAUAGUGUGAAGCCUGACGCAGAAGAUCUUGACCCCAUUUCCUUCAGCGCAGCUCCACAUGAUGAGAAAGGGACUUCAGAUGGAAAAAGCAGAAAAGGAUUUGCUAGCAUAUCCCAGGGGUCCUCCCUUGACUCCCUCUUUGUAGCUGGAGAUUUAUUUCUGUCCAGCAAAGACACGCUCCAUCGCAGCACAUCCCUCGAGAGCUGGCUGGCCCCAUGUAAGAGCACAGAGGACACUGGAAGCCAGCAUAGCUUGGGGGAUCUGGGGCUGGCUCCAGAGUCCAUGGGGGAGCUGAGCAAGAGGACUCUAGAGCUUUUGAAGCGACUGGAGAACAUCAAGACCCCUUUAGCCCAGAAGAUGGCACGUAGUGUCUCUGACAUCACCCUUCAGAGCAGCUCUCUACAGCUUUCAGGGCCCAGGCAGCUGUCUCUAGGAGUGGCCUCGUCGAUGAAUGAGAGUUCAGCACCUUCACCGACUGAGCUGACCAGCGCCGAGGACACCUCUGUGGGUUCAGAAGACCUAACAGUGCAGAAGAAUUGCCUGGGGGUCUCAAAUGACUCUUUUCGCAAACACUGUCACGGUCAACCUCCACCUGAUGAGACCGAUGCCAGCAUCAGCAUGGUGGUGAAUGUUUCGUGCACCACAGCUUGCACAGAUGAUGAAGAUGACAGUGACCUUCUCUCGAGCUCCACUCUUACACUCACUGAAGAAGAACUUGGCAUCAAGGAUGAUGAAGACUCCAGUAUUCCUUCAGAUGAGGAGUAUAUUGAAGGCAGCUUUGCUCUGGGUUUGGAGUACAUGAAGAAUGAAAUUCAGAACUGGAUUAAGCCAAAGUUUCAAUCCAAGGAAAAAAGUGAACUGGACCUAGGAGAUGAGCUUCAGUGUGGUACCUUCACCCAAGAGAAAGAACCACCUGCACUGGCUGUAAACGAUCGUCGUCUUUUAAGCAGAUCACCGUUGAAGGUUGUGGAGUCCAACACUAAUGAAAAGAACUCUGUUCGGCAGAAGGACACUAAUACCCAGAAGAGAGAAGUUAGUAGAAGCUACAUGAGACAGCUUGUGGAUGACAUGGAGAAUGGCAAUGUGGACAACUCUCAGGUGAAGGGAAAGGAUGAAGAUGAUGAGUUUUUGAGAGAGGAGGGAAGCCUGUUUACGAAGACUGGCGAAUCCUUCAAGGAUUGUUAUAUUAGUUCAGUGAAUUCUGGUGAUGCGGUCAUGGAUAUCAAAAUCAACCUCACAGAUCUUCCUGCCUCACAAGGCAUAGAGUCUAAACUGGAGAGGCAGCUGAGCGGUGAGAUUCCCUGCUGCAGCUCCAGCCGACCUUCAGCAAGUAUGUCAUCCAUUGGUGACUGCACAGGUUCUCAACAGUGCAUGCAAGAAGUCAUGCAUGGAAACAACUGUCAUGAGCACCUCGCUUUCUAUCAAGCCCAUGCCACAGAUUCGCCAGGCUGUAGCCGCUCUUCCACCCCACCUGAGGAGGAAAAAAGUGAGGACGUGCACAACUUUGUAAUGGAAAUCAUUGACAUGGCCUCUGUAGCGCUCAAGAACAAGGACCAGGAAGUUCCAAGUCCCACCCCAGUAGCUCAGAUCCGAGACAAAGUGCUGGAGCACUCCCAUCGGCCCAUCCAGCUGCGCAAGGGCGACUUUUACGCCUACCUGUCCCUUUCUUCCCAUGACAGUGACUGUGGUGAAGUCAGCACUUGCAUAGAGGACAAAAGUAGCACCCCGCCUCCCCGUGACUUUAGGCACACCAUAGAAAUCAAAGACAAAGAGCCUCUAUUUAAGGCCUGCACUGAAGAGGUCUACCUGGGUCCCCCACUCUGUUACAGCAUGUGCAUGAGCCAGAAGCCGGGGAAAAAGCCGUUCAGUCCCAAUGACUGUUCCUCCCCCCGGAAUGAAAGAGACCAAAAACCUCCACCACCCUGCACUGAAUACCAAAAAGCACCUGGUAUUUCUCCAGGAAGUACAGCUGGGAGCCAGUUAGAGUGCCAUAAUGAGGCUGCUUAUCUUAAUCCUUUACCAUGUGAAACCCUGAUAGACACUGUUGAAUGUUUUGCAGAUACUAAAAUGCUUGAAUCCAAUAUUUCCCCUGUAAUGACUAAGAUAAGAGUCUCUUGCUCCAGUACAAAUCCUUUAAAAGAGGAUGGCAGCCUUUAUAUUAAUCCUAAAAUUAACUGUCCUCAGAUAAGAAAAUGUGAUAGAGAUGAAAAAGGCCCUGCUUCACAGCAGAUGAAACAGAAGAAUGUCAGAAAAGGAUGUAGUUCUCUCCAGGAAGCUCAGUCAACUCACAAACAGUCUGCCAAAAUUUUGGCAGAAGAUCGCAGGGGGCCCCAAAUCGGCACGUCCACCUCCAGCCGCUCCAUCACCUGUGCUUCCCGAAGCCGCCAAACUGUGCAGCAGAAUCCCGCUACCAGGCUUAAGUCCAAGAGAGUGGCCACAAGCCUGACACCUUCCGUCUCAAAGCUUCAGCAUUGAGUGGCCUCAGAGACUGCUGCCAUCCUGUCCCCUUAUGUCCCAGGGCUCUUCUGGUGUCCUCCUCGUGCUGGCCUGGUCCUCUGGUCGCUCUGCUCCUCGUCCUUGUGCUCCUCGCCCAAUUUGACCCUUUUAUCCCACAGCGAUGUGACGGCACAUUAACGCCCCCCUCCCCGCCCCUUCCCAUGCUGGACCCUGGAAUGGAGCUACCUCACUAAUCCACAGCCAGCUGGACCGCUCCCCAGCAGCACAGUCUCUCACCUAUACCCCCCUUACAGCGUGUGUGGUAGCGUGUGUCACUUGUUCCUCACUAUCUCCUCCGUAUGAGCAGUCGCAGGUGUUAAUGUCUAGGGCACUGCUUUUUUUUUUGUUUUGCACUGGGACAAAGCAAGAGUUGAAGGACUCCCGGACUUUUCUCAUGCAGGCUCCGAUUUCGAUGUCGCCCCGGGACAUCGUGGAGCCUCGUAGUCCCAAAUCUCCUCCGAAGGCAAAUCGAACACGUCUAUCUAUGCAACACGGCCCAAGUUGGAAACAGCUGUCUUGUGUUGUGUACUACAGGAUUUCUGGCUGUUGAUGUAACCAAGUAUUUCAUUUCUUUUUUUAUGUUUCUUAAGGCUGAAGAGGUUGAGGAUGUGUUUUAAACUUUAAAAAGUGUGCCUUGCUGUUAUUUCUUAGAUAUUUUGUUGAAACACUGCUUUUCCCACUAAAAAGUUCGAGGAAGUAAGGAAGAAGAAAUCAAAGUAGCAGGGCUGAGAUGUACGAACAGCAAAUGUAUAUAUGUAUAAGUGCAAACCUCGGUGUAUAAUGAUGGUAUAAAUGCUUCAUGUUAGUGUAAUCCAGUAUAUGUUCAGUAUUGUGGAAAUAUUAAGCCUUAAAGGAGAUAGACUGCAUGGUUAACAAUAUACAAAACAUUGACAAAUAAACUUGGUUUACUGAGCACCA